AACGCCAACAUCAGUCUCUCCGACACGUAUUAUCAUCUCCCAUCCGUGUAACCUGAGUGCGGAGUGAAGGCCAGCUCGCCAUAGGAGGUACCGCUCCAGAUGUGUCCGGCUUCAGUAUGAACGCCAUUGAUGCCACCGAUCGUGCUGUAGCGGAGCAAGAUAUCGAGCCACCCUCACUGCUCACCAUCAUCAUUGACACUAACCCGCAUGCCUGGGCUCUCCUUGACGACACUUUGCCACUCACGAAAGCAGUAGCCAGUCUAUUGGUCUUCAUCAACGCGCAUCUGGCAAUCAACUACACCAACCAAGUUGCUGUGAUCGCGAGUCACUCCGAGCGAGCAGAAUGGCUGUACCCUACCGACGUCCACCCGGACAAUGUACAGUCAAACGGAGCUUUGGCGAACGGCCGGGACUAUGAAGAUCUCAUGGAUCGAGGAGGCCCAGUCCAACCGCCCGACGAUGCCAACAAGUACCGACCAUUCGCUCAACUCGAGCAUACCUUAAUGUACAACCUCCGCAAAAUGAUGAAUACGACCACGACCGAUGCUAUCAACUCCUCUCCAGCAACUAUGCUAGCUGGUGCUCUCACGCGCGCACUCGCGUACAUUUCCAAGCAGACUGCCUCUCUACCGACAGCAACGUCCAGCACACAGUUCAACUACUCCGACCCUUCCGCAAUGGCUGGUGGCAACGAGCUCACCACCGACCCCACCAAAUCCGCAAACGCCCUCGGUCUAAGCAGUCGCAUCCUCAUCGUAUCCGUCUCCGGCGACCUCGCAGACAGAUACAUUGAGAUUAUGAAUUGCAUCUUCGCAUGCCAACGCAUGAGCGUCCCCAUCGACGUGCUGAAGCUCGCCGGUGAUCCCGUAUUCUUGCAGCAGGCCGCCGACACCACCGGCGGCAUCUACAUGUCACUGUCUACCUCUACAGCACGGGCAGGGUUACUACAGUAUCUGAUGUUCGCCUACCUGAUGGACCAGACCGCGCGAAACCAUCUCAUCGCGCCUGGCGAGGGCGAAGGAGUAGACUUCAGAGCGGCAUGCUUUUGCCACAAGCGCGUCGUUGACAUAGGUUUCGUCUGUUCGAUUUGUCUUAGCAUCUUUUGCGAGCCGCUUCCGGACGGCACGUGUCUGCUUUGCGGGAGUCACUUGAGCAUGACAAAUUAUGGACGGAAGCCGGUGGUUGUGCCGAAGAAGAAAGUCAAAAAGAAGAAGCGACCGACUGAGAGCGGCACAGACACGCCGGCAAGCGGUGCAGGCACGCCAAUGCCUGGGUGAAGGUGGAGAAGCGACCUUUCAACACGACAGCGCUCCUUCCAGCAUACAGCCCAGGCUUUCAACGCAAUACCUAUGAUAGGGGCGGUCAUCUAAAAGCGACAGACGGGACCGCACCUUUACAAAAUCUGCCAUUGCAACAGCCUGAAGCACGGCUGCGUGUUUCAAUUAAUCAAUACGCUCCCGCACGUGGGCUCCAUCCGGUCAUCGGACUGAGGCUGACC
Baudoinia panamericana UAMH 10762 is the source of this 1498-nucleotide messenger RNA. RefSeq lists its product as uncharacterized. The record is from RefSeq and is a predicted model, not a curated record. Bases 117 to 1277 code for a protein of 386 amino acids. The transcript has a single exon. NCBI's taxonomy places the organism in Eukaryota, Fungi, Ascomycota, Dothideomycetes, Mycosphaerellales, Teratosphaeriaceae. Gene Ontology annotation, cellular component: transcription factor TFIIH holo complex; transcription factor TFIIH core complex. Gene Ontology annotation, biological process: regulation of DNA-templated transcription; nucleotide-excision repair.